ACAUACUCGAAUGAGUGUGAAAUGAAAGUAGCGUCGUGUCAAGAAAAGCGUGACAUUUACAUCAUGAGUGAAGGCGAAUGCGAAUCUGACGAAAUUUCUGGUUCCGGAUCUGGGGAUAUGCCAGACGAAGAGGACUCAAUGGAAGUUGGUUCUGGUGCUAUGGAAUGUGACGAGACAACAUGUCGUUAUGGUGGUGCGUGUAUCUACGAUGUGGAUGACUCAGUAACAUGCUCUUGCGAUAUGGUAUGCCCAGCAUUGAGGUCACCUGUGUGCGGUUCCGACGGCAUUACGUACAGCAAUGACUGUGAGUUGAAGUUAGCGAUGUGUCAGCAACAGAAAUGGAUUGGCAUUGAAACAUGUGAAGAUGUGGAGAUGGAACCAUGUGAUGGAGAGCUUCCUCUCACAGACGCCGACACUGGGAAAGAGUACUUCUGUGGAGAGGGACCAAACCACAGUGAAUGCCCAGCGGGAAGUUACUGCCACAUACAUCCUACAGGAUCUUUCGCCAAAUGUUGUAAAGGUAGGAUAAUUAAUGGUAUGGACUGGCAGGUGUGGUAG
Messenger RNA from Saccoglossus kowalevskii, 558 nucleotides. RefSeq names its product agrin. Gene Ontology annotation, biological process: cell differentiation; multicellular organism development; receptor clustering. Gene Ontology annotation, molecular function: calcium ion binding; laminin binding. NCBI's taxonomy places the organism in Eukaryota, Metazoa, Hemichordata, Enteropneusta, Harrimaniidae. Gene Ontology annotation, cellular component: extracellular region. The record is from RefSeq and is a predicted model, not a curated record.